Messenger RNA from Bursaphelenchus okinawaensis, 1220 nucleotides. The record is from the annotation of a GenBank genome assembly. NCBI's taxonomy places the organism in Eukaryota, Metazoa, Nematoda, Chromadorea, Rhabditida, Aphelenchoididae.
AUGAUCGUUGAAGUUAUUUUUAUAUUUUUAAUUUCUCAUGUAUUUUGCUCAGGUAAGUCUAGGCAGCCGGUUCUACGCAAAUUUUAAACUCGAUUUCGCAAAAUUGGUCGAGUGAUUAAAUUUCGAUUUUUAAGGUUGUUGAAAAAUGACGUAUUACAAGAUUACAGUAAAGAGUUUUGGGUGGUCAAGCGUAGAAAAAGUUCCAGAUAAAGAGGAAGAGAGGGGGGGGGGGGACUUUGAGAAUAAAAGCUUGAUUGCCCUAACUUUGGCCCAGAGCCCUAACCCAGAGCCCUAGUUCAGAGCCCUAGUCCAGAGCCCUAGUCCAAAGCCCUAGCUCAGGUAGACAUAAGAAACGGACCGCGCCGGCCUUGACCCAAGUUUAGGUUGGGUUGGCCCUGAAAAUUAAAAACUGGAUCGCCCUGUUCCUUAUGUCUAAGCCCUGAGCCUUAGUCUUCGAGCUUUUGGCCUUCUUGUAGCCUUACUUUAAGAUUUGAAAAAAAUAACCAUAAAGGUUAUUUAGUCUAGCUUUACCCCUAACUUAGUCUUCAUCUAGCCUCACUUAGCUUUUUGUAACCAUUCUUUCUUAGCCUAAAAUCCCACGCUAUAAGCAGUAGAAUGAAAGUGGCAACUCAUAAGGCUUGUGAGUUUAAUACGUAGCUUAUUUUCAGAAGACUACAAAAAUCAAUGUAAUUUGACAAUAACUCCAAAUUUAUCGACCAAAUUAGAACAAUGUGAGGGAAACAAAUGCAAAGAAGGAUUUGAGUGCAAUAAAGACAUAUGUUGUCCUACUAAAGGUAAGAACUUUUGACUAAAAAUCUUUUUCAAAAUCCCCCCCCUCCCCCCCCUCCCCCUCCUGCCCACUUUUCUCAACCCCCCUCCCCGUUCUCUCUUCUUAAUUUUUCUCUGUCUGCCCUCACCCCUUGUUUCUCUUUUUCCUUACGCUGCCUUACAUUAGAAGUUACAAGCCUAGCACUCACCUUAAACAUUUGGAAUUGAGAAGGCUUCUUUAGGGAUAAAAACCACUAUUUAAGUGUUAUAUUUUAGCUCUGAUUUGUGCUCAGCCUAUGGAAUCAGGAAAAGAAGUGGUCGAUUAUAUCCACACCGGUCGAUUUGGCUAUGACCCACGGCUGAACAAUUGCAUCAAAUUUAGUUAUUUUGGCUCCGAAGGCAACUACAACAACUUUGAAAAGUUUCAAGAUUGUCGAGCUCUUUGUGCUUGA